CUUAGUUUUGGCGUCCGAGGAAGGAGUAGGACUUUAAGGCUUUUGAAUUUCACAAAACAUUUUCCAAAAACUCCUCUAAAGGAGACCAACGAGAGCCCACGGGACAGGGGUUUUGUUGGAGACUUCAGUCACUGCUCCAACGUCCUCCUUCUCUGUGCCUCUCACUUUGUUUUUAUCCAGAUCCAGUUGAUCCAUCAAGAUUCUGGGGAAUUAUUAGCUUUGGGAGUAAAGGUUUUGUUAUUUUGACAUUCAUGGUCUAUUGGGCUCCUCGAAAGGGCGUUUGCAUAAGGAUUUUCCUUCAAGUUUUGUUAUUUGGGCAAGUUGAGCUUGUUCUGUUAUCUCUUGGGUGGUCUCAGAACUAGGAUUUGGUAUGGCUGUUGCCAAGAGCAACAGCAGCAGUGAACCAUCUAGGCAACCUUGUAAUUGUUAUAAAGCUGCGGGUUUAACUGAAACCAUUUUGGAAGCUAAUGAGAUCUCUGACUUGAAAGAUCGAUUCAUUCUAGGGAAGCAGUUGGGUUGGGGGCAGUUUGGUGUUAUUAGGGUUUGCUCUGAUAAACUGACUGGAGAGGUGUUUGCCUGCAAAUCCAUUAACAAAGAUAGAUUAGUGACCUCUGAUGAUGCACGGAGUGUAAAGCUUGAAAUUGAAAUAAUGGCUAAGUUAUCAGGUCACCCUAAUGUUGUAGACCUCAAGGCAGUCUAUGAGGAUGAAAAGUCUGUGCAUCUGGUGAUGGAGCUUUGUGCUGGAGGGGAACUUUUCCACCAGUUAGAGAAGUAUGGACGAUUCUCUGAAGCAGAGGCCAGGAUUCUCUUUAGGCAUUUGAUGCAAGUUGUUCUAUAUUGUCAUGAAAUUGGCGUUGUUCAUAGAGACUUGAAGCCAGAGAACAUUCUGUUGGCUACAGACGCCUCAUUCUCACCAAUUAAGCUGGCCGACUUUGGUCUUGCUACCUACAUAAUGCCUGGGCAGAGGCUGCAUGGUACUGUUGGGAGUCCAUUUUAUAUAGCUCCUGAGGUAUUGACUGGGGGCUACAACCAAGCAGCUGAUGUUUGGAGUGCUGGUGUUAUUUUGUAUAUUCUUCUCAGUGGUAUGCCCCCAUUCUGGGGUAACACUAAGUCACGAAUAUUUGAUGCUGUUAGGGCAGCCGAUCUACGGUUCCCCUCAAAUCCUUGGGAUAACAUAUCUGAAUCUGCAAAGAGACUAGUCAGGGGAAUGCUUUCUACGAAUCCUUCUCAGAGGCUCACUGCCCAGCAGGUUUUAGAUCAUUCAUGGAUGAAGGAUGACAUACUGUACACUGAAUUAUUGGGUGGGAACAAUUUUGAAGGUUGUCAAGAAUGGGAUUUAAAAAGUGACUCAUUCUCUACUCCAUUUAUGAUUAGGAAUCAGGACAUCAGCUUUGGCUCUGGAACUGGAUCACCAAUUGUUUUCAAUGCUGAAUCACCUGCAUUUACAUGCAGAACGUCAUUUUCAUCUUUCUUGGUGGAACCUUCAACACCUUGUUCUGCAUCUGCUAGGUUUUAUUUCUGUAGUCCCAGCAAUUCUAAUACCUUGGAAUUCACUUCUCCUGUACCCUCAAUGCCAAGUUUUUCAUUUUUUGGCACUGGUUCCAUUCAGCAAGGUAUUUCAGUGGAUUGUUCAACCAGCAUCAGCAGACUUGAUGCAACUAAUGGAGAGGCUAGCUUGGAGGAGGUUCUUACAGUACCCGAUCCUUCUCCUUCCUUUGGGCAUCAAUUGAGAGAAAUGGAACAUAAGACAGCUGAAGUUAAAAGAGCAGGAGGGAGCAUUGGAUCCAAGAUUUCGGGCAUCCACAGUAAGAGGAACCGAACAAUUGGUCUUGGUGAGAGGGAGCAACUUGAUUUUGUGGUGUCUGAGUCAGUGAUCCGUUGGGCAUCAUGCACAAAUAUUUCAAUUGCCCCAUCCUUAAGAUCCUCUCUUGUGUGUUGAAAAUCCGAACAAGACAACAUCAUAAGUUGAAUCGGAGGGUUUGACAGAGUUAUAAAGCUGAGAAAUUGCCAUACUCAUGAAAUUUUUUUACAGCUUAUCUGUAGUACUAUCGUGUUUGUGUUGUAAAAUGGUGGUUAAUGCUGGUGAAUAGCAGCAGUUUCCUGUUAGCUUCAAAUGGGUUGUGUUGUAAUGUAGUGAUGUGAUGUUUGGGCUGGUGGUUGGUGCCAUCGUUAGCUAGUUGUGUGUCAUAGGCUUAUGCCACGUGUAUAAAAGUGGAUUUUGAUUUUGAUAGAAUGAAGUUUUUCAAGUUUGGUGAUCGAA
Mangifera indica (mango) is the source of this 2260-nucleotide messenger RNA. Its product is annotated as calcium-dependent protein kinase 26-like. The record is from RefSeq and is a predicted model, not a curated record. Gene Ontology annotation, cellular component: nucleus; cytoplasm. Lineage: Eukaryota; Viridiplantae; Streptophyta; Magnoliopsida; Sapindales; Anacardiaceae. Bases 371 to 1939 code for a protein of 522 amino acids. Gene Ontology annotation, biological process: protein autophosphorylation; intracellular signal transduction; peptidyl-serine phosphorylation. The transcript has 5 exons. Gene Ontology annotation, molecular function: calcium-dependent protein serine/threonine kinase activity; calmodulin binding; calcium/calmodulin-dependent protein kinase activity.